Oldenlandia corymbosa var. corymbosa is the source of this 1846-nucleotide messenger RNA. The record is from the annotation of a GenBank genome assembly. NCBI's taxonomy places the organism in Eukaryota, Viridiplantae, Streptophyta, Magnoliopsida, Gentianales, Rubiaceae.
CUUAGAAAUGCAUAGUUCUUGAUAUUUAUAAAAUUGUCUUGUCAUACGUAGUUCGUAGAAAAAAAAUUAACAUAUAUAUAACCUCAUUUCCUCAGUAUAUAUAGGAAAUGAUUUAUCCCCUUUGAAUUACACCCUUACAGAAAACACUCAAUCAUUUACAUCAGCUUGUCAAUACUAGAAACAUGAUGAAUACCUUAUUUUCUGUUUUCUUCUUGGUUGCUUUUCUUUUUUAUGCUUGGAGAGUCUUGAAUUAUUUCUGGUUGAGGCCAAGAAAACUAGAAAAGAUUCUUAGAGCACAAGGGCUGGUUGGAAGUUCCUAUAAACCACUUCUUGGUGAUCUGAAAGAGUUGCAAAGGGUGACUGAAGAAGCCAUUUCCAAGCCAAUCAAUCUUUCUGAUGAUAUUUUGCCAAGAGUUGUGCCUUUCGAAUUUCAUGUCACCAAGAAAUAUGGAGGUAAUCCAUUUAUUUGGUUUGGGCCAAUCCCAAGGGUUAUCAUCAAAGACCCAGAACUCAUGAAAGAGAUGUUGCAGAAGCAUAUGAUAGUUCAAAAGCCUGCUUUUAAUUCGUUGGCCAAAUUGCUGAUUGAAGGAGUUGUUACAGCGGAGGGAGACAAAUGGGCAAAGCACAGAAAAAUCGUCAUUCCUGCUUUCAAUCUCGAAAAAAUUAAGCUUAUGCUGCCAGCUUUUCAAGUAUGUGCUAGUGAAAUGGUAAACAAAUGGGAAGAAAGCCUUUCCCCAGAAGGAUCUUAUGAUUUGGAUGUCUGGCCUUCCCUUGUAACUUUAACAAGUGAUGUGAUUUCAAGGACAGCAUUUGGUAGCAACUAUGAAGAAGGUAGGAAAAUAUUUGAGCUUCAAGAAGAACAGGCAAAACAUAUUAUAACAAUUGGCCUAUCAUUGGCAAUUCCAGGACUGAGGUUUCUGCCCACCAAGAGGAACAGAAGAAUGAAGGAGAUUGCAAGAACUGUGGAAGAGUUAAUCAGUAACAUAAUUGAUAAGAGAGUCAGAGCAAUGGAAGCAGGGGAGCCCAGUAAGAAUGACUUACUGGGGAUUUUACUUGAUUCCAAUUUCCAGGAGAUUAAAGAAAAAGGCCACAAGAGAUUUGGUUUGAGCACUAAAGAUGUUGUUGAAGAGUGCAAGCUCUUCUAUUUUGCUGGACAGGAGACCACUGCCACAUUGGUGGUUUGGUCUUUGGUUUUGCUCAGUCAACAUCCAGAAUGGCAGUCGCGCGCUAGAGAGGAGGUUUUUCGAGUUUUUGGCGGAACAGAGAUCAAUUUUGAUGCCCUGAACCACCUUAAAGUUGUUACAAUGAUUUUGAAUGAAACCCUAAGGUUAUAUCCAUCAGUAGCAGCUCUCAGUAGAACUGUCAUUGAAGAUACAAGAAUUGGAAAAUAUUUUCUGCCAGCGGGUACAUUGUUCACAUUGCAGAUAGUCCAAAUGCACCAUGAUCCAGAAAUAUGGGGCGACGAUGUGAAAGAGUUCAAGCCAGAGAGAUUUAGCGAAGGCGUGGCGAACGCAACAAAGGGGCAGCCUGCAUUUUUCCCAUUUGGUUCAGGACCCCGCAUUUGUCUUGGACAAAACUUCUCAAUGACUGAAGCCAAAUUGGUGAUGGCAAUGAUUCUUCAACGCUUCUCCUUUGAGCUUUCCCCGUCUUACACCCAUGCUCCAUAUACAGUGAUCACAGUUCAACCUCAGCAUGGUGCACAGCUAAUUUUGCGCAAACUGUGAUUCAGUGAAUUCAUUAUUGUUGUGCAAGAAGCCGAUGAACCGGCUAUUACUUUUCGCUUCCAGUACUCGUACUGUUCAAUUAUUAUAAUUUACAAAAUGUUUGGUUUUGUUAUUUGCCAAGC